AUGUCGUUACUUGCAGUGAGAUCAUUGAAGAAUGGUUUGGGUUUGAAAAACUCAAUUAGAACGUUAUCAUCAACUUCAUCUCAAUUAUCCAACUACCAACAACCUGACUUUUCCUCGUACUUGAACCACAAGAGCCCACAAGCCAGCAGAAAUUUUACCUACUUUAUGGUUGGAUCUAUGGGAUUGUUGUCAGCCGCAGGUGCUAAAUCCACUGUUGAAUCAUUCCUUUCGUCAUUUGCUGCAUCUGCUGAUGUCUUGGCUAUGGCUAAGGUAGAAGUUAAAUUGGGUGCCAUUCCGUUGGGUAAGAAUGUUAUUGUCAAAUGGCAAGGUAAACCAGUUUUCAUUAGACAUAGAACUCCAGAAGAAAUUGAAGAAGCAAAUGAAGUUGACGUAUCUAAAUUGAGAGACCCACAAAAGGAUUCAGACCGUGUUCAAAAACCAGAAUGGUUGGUCAUGUUGGGUAUCUGUACACACUUGGGAUGUGUCCCAAUUGGUGAAGCAGGUGAUUUCGGUGGUUGGUUCUGUCCAUGUCACGGUUCCCAUUACGAUAUUUCUGGAAGAAUAAGAAAAGGUCCAGCCCCUUUGAACUUGGAAGUUCCUGAAUACAGUUUCCCAGAUGACGACACAUUGACUGUUGGUUGA
Lodderomyces parapsilosis is the source of this 642-nucleotide messenger RNA. RefSeq names its product ubiquinol--cytochrome-c reductase catalytic subunit (gene RIP1). Gene Ontology annotation, biological process: mitochondrial electron transport, ubiquinol to cytochrome c. Lineage: Eukaryota; Fungi; Ascomycota; Pichiomycetes; Serinales; Debaryomycetaceae. Gene Ontology annotation, molecular function: quinol-cytochrome-c reductase activity; 2 iron, 2 sulfur cluster binding. The record is from RefSeq and is a predicted model, not a curated record. Gene Ontology annotation, cellular component: membrane. The coding region runs from base 1 to 642 and encodes 213 amino acids. The transcript is spliced from 2 exons.